Schistocerca americana (American grasshopper) is the source of this 1297-nucleotide messenger RNA. RefSeq lists its product as uncharacterized. The record is from RefSeq and is a predicted model, not a curated record. Bases 278 to 1297 code for a protein of 339 amino acids. The transcript is spliced from 6 exons. NCBI's taxonomy places the organism in Eukaryota, Metazoa, Arthropoda, Insecta, Orthoptera, Acrididae.
UGUUUGUAUGUGAAUUCUUGUAUUUCAUCAGAAAUGAUCAGUUCGCCAGAAUAUGUUAGCAGACUCGCAUACCAGCCGUGAUGUACGCAACAAUUCCUGUCUGACACCUCGAUUCGUCUCUAAUGGGCUGGCGACCUCCAUCAAUGGGAAACGUAAAAGCUGGAGAAGGGCAAGUUCAGUUUAGUUUUCACUAUUCUAGUCUACAAAAUACAGUCAAGUUUCAGAAUAUGAUCUGUCACAUAAGCUGACUCCAUUUUAUUUUGAAAGGUUGAACAACAUGGAAUGGAACGUGACAGCGCUGCAAGCGGAUGAUCUGAGGCAUCAUAUCCUGUCCCAGUCAGCGCAUGCUGUUCGACGCAUCACAAGAGCCACGGCCAGCAGGGUGAGAUGUGAGUGGGAGCGUCAUAAUCAGUUUAAGUGGAGGAAUAAACCUGGACUGCAGGUCCAGGCGGCUGUUUUCCGGGAGCGACUCUCCAGCUACUGGCGGGACUUGGCGCAGCUGCUCUCACUCGGUGCCACGCACGCCUCGCAGCUGUUGGUUCCCCUCGCAUUCGAACGAAUGGGUAACCACGCAAGUGAUCAGCAACUCCACGGUUGGAUUAAGGACAUGGAACGUGUGAAAGACAUGCUGCGCACGAAAUUAACCGGAUGGGUACAUGACAUGCAAUUAGCCAGCAAACAGGUGGAGCACUACGAGAUGGAAGAAGACAAGGACGGGCCAGGGAACUUGAUAAUCAGGCGGCCGCUGUUGAGUGAACGCCUGCUGCGCUAUCAGCCGUGGAGCCUCUCCUCUGACGACGACUUCAGUGCGCUGUGCAAGGAGCGGCAGCCAGAGGCGUCGCAAAUGUUCAGCCUCGCUGACGAACUGUACGCCUUCCAUCGUGUCUCCUGGUACAAUGCAGCUGACUACAUCUAUUCAUUCUACGAAGAUGACUUCAAGAUUGUAGACGAGGAGUGGCAGCUGGAGGACAGAAGCCACGAUACGCUCUCCGUGGACACUGACUGCGUGCAGCUGUUGGUGAACGCCCUGGACCACCCCACGUGUCCGCUGGAAGACCUGCCACUGGAAGCCGUGAAGCAGCGCGAGCGGUGCCGCGAGCAGCUGUGGGACGACGUGGUGCAGAGGUGGCCCCACAUACCCGUCACCAGCUACCUGGCCUACACGCAGAGGAUAAACGUCAACCUCUGUCUGCUGGCCUGGAUGGCUGUCAACUCGUACGGCAUUUGUCAGGACGUCCCAUGUAUUCUUGUGUUCGCCAUCUCAGGCUUCCUAACCAGCUACUACCUGCUGAAGUAA